AUGAAAGCGUUUUUUAAUAAAAAAGUUAAUAUCAUCUGUGACUUGCUUGAAUCUGAAUUAAUCGAGAAGAAAAAUUUAAAGUUUCGUUUUGAGAUAAGAGCAUUAUAUUUUAAGAUAUCAGAGGAAGAGUUGGAAGAAAAAUAUUUUUUCUCAAAUUAUUCACAGCUUUGUAAAAGUGAUUUUAUUUCGAGCAUUGUUGAGAUGCAUUUUGAUGAUGUUAUUGAAAAAUUAGAAUCUUUUAUUCUUAGUUCAAGUGGAUGGUCUCUGUACUCUAUUUUAUGUAUGUUUGUUCAUGUUGUUAAGAUGAAGCCUUUAAGAGGUUCAUCAUACAUAGCUCUACCAAAAAGAUUAUUAAAUUCGAAACGCAGUGGAAUUUUAAACAUUAAAAAUAGAGAUUGUUUUUGUUUCUUGUAUUGUAUAGCAGCUGCUUUAUAUCCUGAAACAGAUUUAAUUAAAAAAACCAAACCAGAAACUUAUAAAAAACAUUUUAAAAAUUUUAUAACAACUAAGUUAUCUUUUCCUCUUGAUUGUAAAUUUAUUCCAAAUUUUGAAAAAUUGAACAAACAUUUAAAUAUCUCAAUCAAUGUUUAUGACUAUUCUGAUGGUCAUUUCUCUGUUUUAAGGACAACUAAAGAACAAAAACAUAAACAUAUUGAUUUGUUAAUCAUUCAUAAUACCAGUAAUUUCCACUAUUGCUUAGUGACUGACUUCUCUAGUGCAUUUAGAUCAUCAAUAACAAAAGAUACUAAAAAACUUGAGUUCAUUUGUAAACAAUGUCUACAACAUUUUUAUAAAGAAGAGAGUUAUAAGCUACAUUUAGAACUUACUUGCACAGGUGUUUCAUAUACUUUCAAGGAAAAAGAGAUAAAAUUUAAAAAUUUUUCAAAUCGAUGUCUUCAGAAAUUUGUAUCUUUUGGAGACACAGAAUCUUUGCUAACUCCAAUUUCAAAUCCUUCACGUUUUGAAGAGAAUAAAUCAUACACUGUUAAAUAUCAAAAGCACGUUCCAUUUGCAAUAGGUUUCUCAUGGUACUCAUUUAAUAAUGAUUCUUAUCUAGACAAAGUGCGUUUGUUUUAUGGUGUUGACUGUGUAGAAAGUUUUGUAAAUAAAAUUGAGCAAGAUGUUUUCUAUAUCUAUAAUAAAUAUUAUUCAGUAUUGCAUCCAAGAAGUAAAAUUUCAGAAGAAGCUUUAUACUAUCUAUUUGAAAAAAACAACAAACAAUGUCAUAUUUGUUUACAAAACAUUGAUUUUAAUGAUGUAAAUUUAGUGCUUGAUCAUGAUCAUACAAUACCAAAAAAUUCCACACUUUCGGAAUAUAGAAAUUGUAAAUAUUUUAUUGGCAACAAUAGAGUUUCAAAUAUUACGCUUGAAAUUAUGGAUGAUGUUAAUAUGAUUACAUUUAUUGAUCGUGGCAUUCGAGGUGGUUUCGUAGGAGGAAAUCAAAUUUUAACAACAAGCAAUAAUAGCUAUGAUAAAGAUUAUGAUUCAACAAAACCAGAAUCACAGAUUAUAAUAGCGGAUUUCGUGGGUUUAUACAGUUUCUCAAUGGUAAACUACAAAAUGCCAGUUAAUCAGUACGAAUGGGUUGAAGAAAAUGAGCUAAAACUUAUUGAAAAAAAUCUUAGUCAAUAUGCAAACAAUGAAAAAUUUACUUACAUCAUAGAAGCUAACAUUUCUUAUCCAAAAUCAUUGCAUGAUGCACAUAAUUCAUGGCCUUUAUUAUGUGAAAGAAAACAAUACAAAGAUGGAAAAAUCUGGAAAUUAGUUCAGAACCUUUACGACAAGAAAAAUUAUGUAGCACACAUUAAUAUAAUUCAUUAUGCAGUUACGAAAGGAUUAAUAUUAGAAAAUAUUGUACGAGCAAUCCGUUGUACACAUAGUUUUUGGUUAAGAGAUUUUAUUGGAAUGAAUAAUGAAAUCAGAUUGGAUCCAAAUCUUCCAAAAUUUUAUUCUACAGUAAUUAAAAUGUUAUCAAAUGCUACUUUUGGUAAAAUGAUUGAAUCAUUGACUAAGAGACGAAAGAUUAAACUUAUUACAAAUGAAAAAGAUUUAAUUAAAUAUGCUGCCUCCCCACAUUUAAAAAACAUUACUGUUUUCAAUGAAAAUCUUUUAGCUGUUGAGUUAGUAAAGGACUCAAUAGUAUUCAACCGUCCAAGAACAAUUGGUCUGACAAUACUCGAAAAUAGUAAGCUGACGAUGCAAGAAUAUUAUUAUGAUAAAUUAAAGAGUGUUUUGGGUGAUAUUUCUUAUGAAACUAAAUAUGGAGACACGGAUUCGAUUUUUAUCUAUGUACAAGGGAACAUGAUGGCAUUACUUAAUUCUAAUAAAACGCUUUUUGAUACUUCGAUUUUUCCAAAAGACAAUAAAUUUGGAAUAAUUCCAAGAAAUCGCAAAAAGAAUGGCUGUCUUCAAAUCGAGCAUAGUGAGAUUGUCAAAUCACUAAUUUUUCUCUCAUCUAAGCAAUAUGCAGUAAAGUUUGAAAAUGAUAAAACUAUAAAAAAAUCUAAAGGAACAGCUAAAGCUCUUUUAAACAAGUUAACUUAUGAAGAUUACUAUAAUAUGAUGCAUGAAAAGGCUAAAAAAUAUCUAUCUUCAUAUCAUAUUAGAUCAAAAAAACUAGAAUUAUUCACCAUAAAACAGAAUAAAAGUGUGUUUAACUUCACUUGCAACAAGAGACAUUUUAAACAAGAUGGUAGUAGUUUAGCGUUUGGACAUUAUUCAAUUCUUGAUGUAGAUCCACCUUUCUAUGUCUAA
Chironomus riparius is the source of this 2754-nucleotide messenger RNA. The record is from the annotation of a GenBank genome assembly. Lineage: Eukaryota; Metazoa; Arthropoda; Insecta; Diptera; Chironomidae.